This is a messenger RNA of Toxotes jaculatrix (banded archerfish), 1647 nucleotides long. It is a transcript of the gene c6h8orf82, whose product is annotated as chromosome 6 C8orf82 homolog. NCBI's taxonomy places the organism in Eukaryota, Metazoa, Chordata, Actinopteri, Toxotidae. Bases 131 to 844 code for a protein of 237 amino acids. The transcript is spliced from 5 exons. The record is from RefSeq and is a predicted model, not a curated record.
AGAGACGACCUCUGACCUCCAGAGAAACCGUCACAGAUCACUCGACUGUCGUGUACUCGGAGUCCAGGUAGAAACUGCUCCACCCCUACCUGGAAGAGGAAGAGGCGGAAGAGAAACCGACAGUUCGGCCAUGUUGUUCCUCCGGGCUGCGGCUCUCAGCUGCGGAGGUCUGACCGCUCUGCGCUGCCUGCCCGCCGGCUACACCGCCUCUAGAGCUACCGCUACGUACAUCCAGGGCCAGAGCCCCGAGCCACGCAUCCGAGAGUACUUCUACUAUAUGGACCACCAGGGACAGCUUUUCCUCGAUGACACUAAAGUGAAGAACUUUGUCACCUGCUUCAAAGAUAAACAGUUCCUGGUCUUCUUCUUCAGUCGUCUGCGUUCAAAUCAGAGCGGGCGCUAUGAGGAGGACUUCCCCUUCCUGUCCUUGUGCGGGAGGGAGAGGAACUUCCUGCGCUGUGAUGACCGACCUGUGGUCUUCACUCACCUGCUGCAGACCCCUGCAGGGUCGCAGGGGAUCAUGGGAGGAGACCAGGAGCUGCUGUCGUACUGCGGCGGAGCGGAGAAGCUGUCCUUCCCAUUCCGCCCUGAGGCUCUGUACAUGCAUCCCAUCAGUGGACGAGUGUAUCAUCCCUGCUCAGAGCGCUCAGGGAGGGUCGGCCUGGUCCGGUCUGCUCUGGCUAUCGAGCUCAGCCCAUUUUUUGUUUAUGCUCCAGAGCAGGGCCAAUCAGGACAGCCCACACAUUUUCUCUGGGGAGGACAUAAGCACACUCUGACCAAUGAGCUCGCAGGAUUCUUCCCCUCGGCAGAUGAAGGCAGCGGGCAGCAGGGAGACCUGGGAUAAUGGCCAGAACUAGUCAAAGGUUUACUUUAGUUUCUGAAAAAUUUCCCCAUUCAGCCACAUAUGCCAUGUCUUUCCCAAAUACAUGUGGGAGAAGACUACUGCUGUGGGGCUCACAGUGUGGUUGUCACAGUUAGAAGGAUGAGCCGAUGUGUCCUCCUGUCCUAAUAUAUGUGACACAUGAGAAGUGGACUGUCAUUCACUGUUGAUACAGUGUGUGAUGCAGACUUCAUUGGUUAGAUUAGUGCAUUGCAUCAACACAGGCUGCAGUUCAAAACAAUUCACUAGCAAAAAGUAAAGAGAAAAGUCUGAAAACAUACUGUUUGUUUUGCAGCCUCUCAGAUUUAUUAUGUGACCUCCUGUUUUGGCCACUGCUGAUCUAAAGCUACAGGUGCUGAGAUAAAGAGGUUGAAAGCUUGAUGUAUUUCAGCUCAGACCUGUGUCACCACAUUUAAAGAUCAGGUCCUGUCAUGUGAAAAUAUGGCACUGAAUAUAAAUAAGAGAAAUGAGCAGUUUGGUUAGAUUGGUUACAGAUGGUUAUAUAUCACAAAUACAGCAACAUUUAUAAAAACAACUAGAGCAUCUCCACAGCUUCAGCAAAGACACAUAGACAUACACAAUUCUAACAAUGGGCUUUUUAUGUAUAAGUGAUGCCAGGAGCAUUUCUGAUAACUGAAAUGUGCUUUGGCAACAACCUCAUUUCAAACAUUUUGAAAUAUACUACUGAAGAUAUUGUUGGUUGUUGAAUAAAUAAGAUAUAUGUUGCUUAUUGUUUUUUGCUUUGUUAAUGUCAGUUUUUAUCUCAG